Molecule: messenger RNA, 465 nt
Organism: Moneuplotes crassus
Lineage: Eukaryota; Ciliophora; Spirotrichea; Euplotida; Euplotidae
Source: the annotation of a GenBank genome assembly
AUGGAAGGCAUCAAAGGACUUUCAAUGUCAGAAGGCGAGUUUAUCUGCCAAAAUGUACUCAUCGGAGUAGUCCCUAAGUUCAGCUAUGAGAAGGUCAUCCUUAUACAAGGAAUUUUCGGACCCUUUAAACCACAAAAACCUCUUGAUAUCCCUCUUUGGCUUGCUCUUGAGCUAAAGAGAAAGAAGAUGUGUGAUAUCCAGUCACCUUCUUGGAUGGAAGAGGAAAUCCUUAAGAACAUGAUCGAACUGGAAAAACAAACUGCUGAGACAUCGAACAAACUCGAGAAUAAACUGCCUGGAUACUAUUUCUUUGAAAUUGCUAUUCUGCUACUUCACCAUGCUGCAGACGAUAUCGAGAAUCCCGUAGUUCUUAGAACCUUGAUAGAAGAUAUCUUCGAGAUUAGAAAGACUAAACUACUCAAAGAAAUGAAAGCAAGCUCCUUAAGCAAAGAGAGAGUUAAAUAA